Messenger RNA from Schizophyllum commune H4-8, 792 nucleotides. RefSeq lists its product as uncharacterized. Lineage: Eukaryota; Fungi; Basidiomycota; Agaricomycetes; Agaricales; Schizophyllaceae. The transcript has a single exon. Bases 276 to 620 code for a protein of 114 amino acids. The record is from RefSeq and is a predicted model, not a curated record.
CACGCGUCGCUCGACCUUGGCAACUGCUCAGCUUCUACGAAACCGCGCGAAGAUGGUCAAAUCGCUCCAGGACAACAAAAAUUUAAGCUUCCUUCACCCGGCCACUUCAGAGACGCAAUUUAGUCGCAGCUUCAAGAAGCGUGAGGCAAAGGACCGACUCUCACGACUGCCUAAGCAUGGCAACCCUGGACAGGGUCAAUGACACCACAUCUUGAAGGCAGUUGAGCAUACAAAGCUGUCUUCUCCUCAUUGCAACGAUAUCGUAUCCUGGCUGAAUGGCGCCUGAAUCCAUUAGACUUGACUGGCCACCGAACCUCCCAGUCUUGACCAAGGCCUUCGACCACAUACACGCUACAAUGACUGGCACGCUCGCGCCCGGCCAGGAGCUCGCAAAACUCUCCAGCGUCUACAUGUAUCUCCCAAAGUACUUCCGUAUCGAAGAAGGCACAGUCUUCCCGCAAAGCCCGUUCUCCACGAUCAAUGGCAGCAAGUCGGUAUUCUGCUCCUACUCGGAGAAAAUGGAUAUCAGAUGCUCAUUCCUCACUACGAUAUUGGUACGGUCGCUAACACGAAUGCUUGCAGUAAAGUCCUGGCCGAAUACACGGGAAAUCCUCGUGUGAAGGCGAUGGUCAACGCGCGACUCGCUGCAGGCGUCGUUGCGGCCAACAUCCUUGUCCAUAUACAUAGAGUGUCGACUCACCAUGCCCUCUGAAUGAAGCUACAUGUGCCGGUGAAGGGACGUCGGUACGAUAAGAGAUCACGAUGGAUCGAAUAUACGUAGGCUUUACGCGC